Messenger RNA from Helianthus annuus (common sunflower), 837 nucleotides. RefSeq lists its product as uncharacterized. Gene Ontology annotation, molecular function: DNA helicase activity. The transcript has a single exon. The record is from RefSeq and is a predicted model, not a curated record. Lineage: Eukaryota; Viridiplantae; Streptophyta; Magnoliopsida; Asterales; Asteraceae. Bases 1 to 837 code for a protein of 278 amino acids. Gene Ontology annotation, biological process: DNA repair; telomere maintenance.
AUGGCUAAACGACAGGCGAUAGAGGCAGUCGUUCGUACAUUCCAAGACAUUAUAGGUGUUAGUCUCCCAUUUGGUGGGAAGAUAAUGGUUAUGGGAGGUGACUUCAGACAGGUGUUGCCGGUUAUUAAACGUGGCACUCGAGCACAGAUUGUAGACUCCAGCGUACGAGUGUCACCUCUUUGGUCUUUGACUAAGAAGAUGCGGUUGACCAUAAAUAUGAGAGUGCUGAAAGAUCCGUGGUUUUCUAAAUUUCUUUUAAGAGUCGGCGAUGGAACUGAAGAACCAAUCGAAGGACACUAUAUUCGCAUACCCGAUGACAUGACAAUUCAGUGCAACAACAGAGAAAACGCUAUAAAAGAAUUGAUUCAUGCCAUCUUUCCAUCAAUUGAAGAUAAUGUAUAUUCUUCAGAUUAUAUAAUCUCUAGAGCAAUAUUGUCCACUAAAAAUGAGAGUGUUGACGAGAUUAAUAAUCAAAUGAUUGAAAUUUUUCAAGGGGAGGAAAAAGUUUAUUACAGUUUUGAUGAAGCUGAAGACGAUCAGCGUAACUUCUAUCCGGUCGAGUUCUUAAACUCGCUAAAUGUUAGUGGUUUGGCGCCUCAUAAGCUUCGUUUAAAAAUUGGAUGCCCAAUAAUAUUGUUACGUAAUAUCGAUCCAUCACAUGGCUUGUGUAAUGGCACGCGGUUGAUAUGUAAGGGUUUCAUGCGAAAUGUUAUUGAUGCGGAAAUUGCAGUCGGUCAACAUGCCGGAAAAAGAGUUUUUUUGCCAAGAAUACCUCUAACCCUUUCUGAAGAUGACAUGUUCCUAUUCAAGCUGAAAAGAAAACAAUUUCCAAUUUGA